Messenger RNA from Puntigrus tetrazona (Sumatra barb), 5823 nucleotides. RefSeq names its product period circadian clock 3 (gene per3). Gene Ontology annotation, biological process: negative regulation of transcription by RNA polymerase II; entrainment of circadian clock by photoperiod; circadian regulation of gene expression. Gene Ontology annotation, molecular function: transcription cis-regulatory region binding; transcription corepressor binding. Gene Ontology annotation, cellular component: nucleus; cytoplasm. The record is from RefSeq and is a predicted model, not a curated record. Lineage: Eukaryota; Metazoa; Chordata; Actinopteri; Cypriniformes; Cyprinidae. The transcript is spliced from 23 exons. Bases 323 to 4192 code for a protein of 1289 amino acids.
UCAGACAGUCACAAGGAAACGCUCCCACCAAUCGGAGUCGAGUAGGCGUGGUUCCGGUCGGCCAAACUCACGUGGGCCUGAUGUGUUGCGUUCUGCGAGAGAAAUGGAGGGACGCACGAGAAACUGGAGCAAGUGAUUAUUGAACAUAAACAUAAAUUCUUUCAAUGGAAGACUCUACGUAACAAUCUAUUAAAGCGUCACCUUCAUGGAUUUCUGUAUAGACCUUCUCUGUUGAUGUGGACAGAGACAGCGGAGCAUCUAGAUUGCGGAUCAGACCUUCAGUAGAGGAGGGCAGCGGUCGGUGGAGAGCGCGCAGCGGGGAAUGCCGGGAGGAGACGGCUUUCCCGAUGGAGAAGAGGAGAGCUCUUCUCCAAGCUCCGGCAAGCGUGCGGUGCAGACGGACCAAACUGAGAGCGGGCAGGACCCUGGGACCAGCGGGACCGGAUCGGGUUCGGGUGAGGAGGAGGAGGCUGAGGAGCAGCCAGGAAGAACCAGCAGAGGAGAGAGCUCGCCGGGGUGCGAGGAGAGCGGUGGAGAACAGGCUCACGAGGACGUGGACAUGAGCAGCGGAAACGACAGCGUCGGCGGGUCACGACAUCAUCACUCCUCGGCCAAUCGCAGCCCUGGAAGCACCACGGGAUCGGGAAGCACCAAGAGUUCGAAAUCUGCCACUGGUUCGUCGUCGUCGUCGUCCAGCUUUCACAGCGCUCAUCACACAGAGUGCAGUGAGCAGACGGAGCACGGCCGCAAGCAGACGCACCGGGAGAUGACGCAGACGGUGCAGGAGAUGAAGAAACGGCUGCCGUCUGAGAAGAGAAGCCGCAGCAAAGCCAGCACUGUAGAGGCACUGAACUACGCACUGAAAUGUGUCAAACAAGUACAAGCGAACAGCGAGUACUACAACUUACUAAUGAGCAGCGGACUGGAGGAGAGACGAGACGCUACCGUGUGCACGCUGGAGGAGCUGGAGGGAAUCACAUCUGAACACACGCUCAAAAACACUGACACGUUUGUGGUGGUCUUCUCUCUGGCCUCGGGGAAGGUGGUUCACGCGUCUGAACAGGCCUCCAGCGUGCUUCACUGCAAGAGGAAGUUUCUGGAAUCUGCCAAGUUCGUGGAGCUGCUGUACCAUCAAGACGUCAAUGUGUUUUACUCGCACACUGCACAACCGCGGCUGCCGCCCUGGAACGUGGGCACAGACAGCGUGGCGGUUCUGUUUGAAUGUGCCCAGGUCAAGUCUUUCUUCUGUCGAAUCAGAGGAGGGAAGGAUCGAGAUGGGGAAAUGCGCUAUAGUCCUUUCCGGAUUACUCCGUAUCUGCUGAAGGUUCAGGGCCUGAGCGGAGAGGAAGAGCCGUGCUGCCUGGCCCUGGCUGAGCGCAUGAUCUCCGGAUACGAGGCCCCUCGCAUUCCCAUGGACAAGCGCAUAUUCAGCACAACUCAUUCGCCGGGCUGUGUCUUUUUAGAAGUGGAUGACCGUGCGGUGCCUUUACUGGGCUACCUCCCUCAGGACCUGAUCGGUACUUCAGUUCUGACCUGCCUACAUCCAGAUGACCGCCUGCUCAUGCUGGCCAUGCACCGCAAAAUUCUGAAGUACGCGGGUCAGCCUCCCUUUGAACACUCGCCCAUCCGCUUUCGCUGUCAGAAUGGCGACUACAUCACCCUGGACUCCAGCUGGUCCAGCUUCAUCAACCCUUGGAGCCGUAAGGUGGCCUUCAUCAUCGGCAGGCACAAAGUUCGCACUGGACCUCUGAACGAGGACGUUUUCGCUGCACGGAGUAAAGCCGAGCAGCCGAUCAUGUGUGAGGAUGUUAAAGAACUGCAAGCCAUGAUUUACAAGCUCUUUCUUCAGCCGGUUCAUAAUAACGGAUCCAGUGGCUAUGGCAGUCUGGGUAGUAACGGCUCUCAUGAGCACUACAUCAGUGUGGCGUCGUCCAGCGAUAGUAACGGAAACCUCUGGGAGGAUUCGCACAGAGAACCGAUGACAUUGCAGCAGUUUUGUGCUGAUGUGAAUAAAGUGAAGAACUGGGGCCAGCAGGCGUAUCUGGACUCCCGGAGGAAGCUCACUCCUUUAGGACCAGCCACUGCAGUGGCGACAGCCGGCGUUCAUCGUAACACUAGUCAGGGUUUGAGACUUCGAGAUCAUGUAAAGCAGUCUCUACAGGAAGCGCGGAAACAGCCACACAUUCCAUCCUACCAGCAGAUCAACUGUGUGGACAGCAUCAUCAGGUAUCUGGAGAGCUGUGCCACAUCUGCUCUGAAACGAAAGAGCGCAUCUUUGUCCAUAGCUACAUCAUCUUCUUCCUCCAUGUCUGAGGAAGACAAACCAGCAGCAGUUGCACAUGAAGACACCGUGAACGCAGAUGAAGCAGCCUUGGAGGGCCCCGGUGCUCUGGACAGUCAGGUGUCUGCGGGUUCGGCUACGACGGCUGCGGUGGUGGGAGCGCCGCUUACAGACAUCACCAUCUCCACAGAGGCCAUGAGCGUGGUGUCUGUCACCAGCCAGUGCAGUUACAGCAGCACCAUCGUUCACGUACCCCAGCCCGAGUCAGAGGUCACUGCCUUAGAAGAUGCUCCAAUGGGUAGUGAGCCGACAGACUCCGCCCCCACCCCUGCACGCCCCGGCCCCAGCACCUCCUCAGCAGCUCAGGAGGAGUUGCUCGUGGUGGGUCUUACUAAAGAGGUGCUGUCAGCCCACACGCAGAAGGAGGAGCAACAAUUCGUUGAUCGUUUCCGGCAUCGUAUCCUGCAGAGUCCCUACAGCUCCUACCUCCAGCAGGACAACAGCAGCAUGGCCCAUUCUCAUCACAGAGCUGAUGUCGUGCGUCCUCCUAACAAACACAAGCGUCCCAAACCAGAAGACUCAUCUGACAGUUACGGCUCCCAGCCGGGUAACUACUGGUCACUUCCAGGCCCCACAGGAGCGCCUCAUUCUUCCUGGCCUUCCUCAGAGUCCUCUCAGCCCCCUCCGUCUAACAUCGGCUUUGUGCCGCCCAUGGCAGUGCCCAUGCAAACGGCCCCAUACUUCACUGUGGUCGGCGCCGAUCAGCAGCCCAUGGUGGUGCAGCCUGACCAAGGAGUCCAGAACCUCCAACCCAUGCAUCCUAUGACUCCCAUGAUGGUGGUCCUGCUUCCUAGCUACCCCAUGUACCCCGGGAACACUGGCAUGUACCUGCAGGGGAUGCCCGUCCCCGUGCCCGGAGUCGCUCCCCAGCCUCCCUUUAAUAUGAGCGGCUACAUCCCACCUGGUGGACAUGUACCACAUGGGUCUCCAUCACAGGGCCAUUCUCCAGGGCCCACCGCCACAGGAGUCGAGAUGGGACAGGGUGCCUCCGUGGAGGUGGACUCGAUACCCUCCCCGUGGUUUGGGGAAGACCUUGAUGCAGCUCAGCCCACAGCGCUCUUCUCCAGCUCUCGCUCCAGCUCACCCAUCCAACUGAACUUACUCCAGGAGGAGCUGACCAAACCCAUCGAAGCCCAGAACAGCACCGCUCCAGAGAGUCUGCACGAACACCACGCCAAAGCGGAAGAAUCUCCGAGUGACUCCGGUAACCAAGACGCUCAUUCUACCUCCAGUGAAAUGCUUGACCAGUUGCUGCAGGAGGACGCCCGCUCAGGAACCGGCUCUAAUGCCUCCGGCAGUGGCUCUGGAGAGUCGGGAGGAUCUCUGGGCUCCGGCUCAGGACUCGGAUCUAACGGAACAUCUACCAGCCAUACCGGCAGCAGCAACAGCAGCAAGUACUUCGCCAGUAACGACUCUUCAGACACGUCACGGAAAGCACGCAAGUCCGUGGAGGUCCAGGAACGAGAGCGCACGACCUUCAAAAAGCAUGUGGACAAUCCGUUAUGGAGCAUGAUCAAGCAGACGCCCGAGCCCGUCAUGAUGACCUAUCAGAUCGGUCUCAGGGAUCAGGCGCAGGUUCUUCAGGAAGACCGCGAGAAGCUGCUUCUGAUGCAGCCCAUGCAGCCCUGGUUCACUCAGGACCAGAAGAAGGAGCUGGCCGAGGUUCAUCCCUGGAUCCAUCAGCACACAGUCCCACAGGAGAUCAACACACAGUAUUGUGUGAGCUGUACCAGCAUGGAACCGGGCGACGAACUGAACCUUCAGACCGACUCUCCGAGCCCUCCGACUCCCGACAGCUCCUGUCCACAAGACUGUCCAUCUCAGGACACCAGACCCAACACCGACACCUGACCACAGACCCUGCUGGACCUCAGUGAUUCUUCUGCGUGGGAAGAGACGAACGUCGGUAUCCGCGUGUCAGGGUCUCAUAUUUCCUAAAGUCACAAAACGAGUCGAGCCCCUCUCACUCGAUCAGAACACGUAAACUGAGUUUGGACACUCGGAGGAGACGGCGAGCGGGGAGUCACAUGACCAUGCACUUCUCUCUGCUGUUCUCCUUUACAGUCCAUGGACCCAAACAACUGUGAAUAUCAGACUAUAAUUUGGUAGUGAUGUCACCAAAAAACAGGUUUUUGUUCAUUAAUAUUGUGUGCUCUGCUGAAUCUUAGAGGCUCAGGAGAUCUCCCAGAAAUACCUGUGAUGAGUUUCCUGACCACUUUCACAGAUAUAAAUGCGUAUAAAUGUCCCACAAUCCUGGAACAUCCAGUGCAGUUACUAAAGAACAUAAGCACUCACCGGCAAAAAACAAACAGUCUACGAAUGGAAAUGAACGAUAUUUGGUCCAGAAGACCAAAAAUCUCCAUUCCUUAUUGAACUUAUCCAAUCCAACCAGAUAAUUUGAAGGAUGCCUUAAAUUAGUCUUUCCGUCAGCGUGUUUCAGUUUUCUGUUUUUAGUUUAAAGUUGUUGUUUUUUUUCCAUUUGUACAUGUGACUGAACGACGUCAAGCAAUGUUUUACCAUGCCACUAAAGUAAUGGUGUAAUUGUAAAAUACAGACAUUGUUUUCUUGUGUAUGUCGGGUUGAUAACUGAACUCAUACCAGGGUCACAUUUCACCACAAAAUAAAACAAUUACACUUCACACAAAAUUAGAAACAACAAUUUUCAUCAUGUGAAUUUGGGAGAAAACAAAUUUGAUUAAUUUUAAGAAUUGCUAAUUGCAUUGCUAUUUUUUUUUUUUUCGAUAUGCAUUAAUAAUAAAAAUAAAACACUAUUUCAAAUAUCUUUUUAUAUUUGAAAUUAUUGUUGUUGUUAUUAUUGUUAUAUGUUCUAAUACUUCUUUUUGAAUUGUGACCUAAACACUCUCAGAAAAAAGGUACAAUAGCAGUCACUGGGGCAAUGCCAUUAAAAGGUACACCUUUGUGUCUUAUUUACCACUACAGGGUCCAUAUUAGAACCUCAAAGGUAUACAUUAGUAUCAGCACCUUUAUUUCUGAGAGUGUAAAUAUAUAAAACUUCUCCAUCAUAAAGUAACCCCUCAAAAAACUGCCACACAAUUUUCACCAAAUCUCAUUUUAUCUUGUCUUUUUUUUUUUUUAUUUAUUUAUUGAUCUGUUGUGUUCAGAAAGGUGUGUGUGUGUGUGUGUGUGUGUGUGUGUGUGUGUGUGAGGGUGUUUCCUGUAGUGUUUCUAUGAUAUACAUUAUUCCUUUCCGGUUUUUAGGCUGUUGCAGAGAUCUGCCAAAAGCCCAAUUACUGACCCAUCAGUCCCACCCGACAGAAAACUCAUGAUUUGUACAGUUUUGUGAUCAAAGAUAAAUUUUGUACAGUUUUUAGAAAGAAAUGUAAAUAUCGAUCCAAUGUAUUUUAUGAAAAAAAAGGUGCAAAAUACAACAAACUGUAUAAAAAAAGCCAUUUUUGUGUCAAAUUCAGGGAAAUAUUUUGUGACACCACAUAACUAUGAAUAAAACACCACAAUGACUUAAA